Molecule: messenger RNA, 4902 nt
Organism: Cyphomyrmex costatus
Lineage: Eukaryota; Metazoa; Arthropoda; Insecta; Hymenoptera; Formicidae
Gene: slo
Product: calcium-activated potassium channel slo
Exons: 27
Coding region: 404-3862 (1152 amino acids)
Biological process (GO): potassium ion transmembrane transport
Cellular component (GO): postsynaptic membrane
Molecular function (GO): large conductance calcium-activated potassium channel activity
Source: RefSeq, a predicted model, not a curated record
AGAAGAGGAGAGAAAGGAAGAGUGCAAGAGGUGAAAGAAGAGAGAGGGAAAAAAGGGGGGGAGGGGUUGAAAGGAUAAGACGAGGUCUGGGGUGUCAGCGAGUGUGCAUGACAGAAGAGUGUGCGUGGAAGAAGAGAAGAAGAGAACUGGGCGAUUUUUUCUUUGAACAGAGCGCACGCUUACAAAAGAAAUAAAGAGAAAGAAGCUUGUGGUAGCUGCGUAUCGUUAGGACGCGAAAGCAAGCCGUGCACGGGUCCUUCUUAGCGCGUUUCGCGCAUCUCCCGGAGGCGGCGCGAAAUUAUGAAGCGUAUAAAGUGCGUCCUACUGGCCGCCGCAGCUGCCGUUUGUGAUUGUGAUAGUCGCCGGUGAAUGUGUGACCCGGGGGCAGCAGAGAUCCGCCGGGAUGACGACCGAAGAGACGACCGUGCAGCCCCCGGUGACGGUAGAAGGCUGCCUCAAGGAGCGGAAAUGGUGGUGCUUCCUGCUGUCGAGCAUCUUUACCUUCCUCGCCGGGCUGCUGAUCGUGCUCCUCUGGCGUGCGUUCGCAUUCCUCUGCUGUCGCAAGGAGCCCGAGCUCUCUCCAAAUGACCCAAAGCAAAAGGAGCAGAAGUCGGCCCGUCAGGGCAAGGAGUUCGAGGGGACUUUUAUGACCGAGGCCAAGGACUGGGCCGGCGAGCUGAUUUCCGGACAGACCACCACUGGACGUAUCCUGGUGGUGUUAGUUUUCAUUCUCAGUAUAGCAUCGCUUAUAAUAUACUUCAUCGAUGCCUCCAGCGAAGUGGUGGAGCGUUGCCAGAAGUGGAGCAACAACAUUACUCAGCAGAUAGACUUAGCUUUCAAUAUAUUUUUUAUGGUCUACUUUUUUAUACGCUUUAUCGCCGCCAGUGACAAGCUGUGGUUCAUGUUGGAGAUGUAUUCGUUCGUGGACUACUUUACGAUACCACCGUCCUUCGUGUCGAUAUAUCUCGAUCGGACGUGGAUCGGACUGAGGUUCCUCCGAGCCCUACGACUGAUGACGGUCCCUGAUAUCCUCCAGUACCUUAACAUUCUAAAGACAUCGAGUUCUAUUCGUCUUGCCCAACUCGUCUCCAUCUUCAUUUCGGUCUGGUUAACUGCUGCUGGUAUCAUUCAUUUGCUUGAAAACUCAGGGGACCCUUUCGACUUCUCAAACCCACAACAGCUUUCGUACUGGACCUGUGUGUACUUUCUGAUCGUGACGAUGUCCACGGUAGGAUAUGGCGACGUUUACUGCCAGACGGUCCUCGGCCGCACAUUCCUAGUAUUUUUUCUACUCGUCGGUUUGGCCAUAUUCGCCAGUUGUAUCCCUGAGAUAAUUGACCUGAUCGGGACGCGAAACAAGUACGGCGGCACUUUGAAGAACGAGCGAGGUCGCAGACAUAUUGUCGUGUGUGGCCACAUCACCUACGAAUCAGUCUCGCACUUCCUUAAGGAUUUCCUACAUGAGGAUCGCGAGGACGUCGACGUAGAAGUUGUCUUCUUGCAUAGGAAACCGCCUGAUCUCGAACUGGAAGGACUGUUCAAGCGGCACUUCACCACCGUGGAGUUCUUUCAGGGGACCAUCAUGAACCCGAUUGAUCUACAGCGGGUUAAGGUACACGAGGCGGAUGCGUGUUUAGUAUUGGCGAACAAGUAUUGUCAGGACCCAGACGCGGAAGACGCGGCGAACAUCAUGCGCGUCAUCUCCAUCAAGAAUUAUUCGGAUGACAUUCGCGUUAUCAUUCAAUUAAUGCAGUAUCAUAACAAGGCCUACUUAUUAAACAUUCCAUCAUGGGACUGGAAGCAGGGUGACGACGUCAUAUGCCUGGCCGAAUUGAAGCUAGGUUUCAUCGCGCAGUCCUGCCUCGCGCCUGGAUUCAGCACAAUGAUGGCGAAUCUCUUCGCGAUGCGGUCCUUUAAGACGUCGCCGGACACACAGGCAUGGCAGAAUGAUUACCUGCAGGGCACGGGCUGCGAGAUGUACACGGAAACCCUCUCCCCGUCCUUUACCGGGAUGACAUUUCCCCAAGCCAGCGAGUUGUGCUUCACAAAACUGAAGCUCUUGCUGCUGGCUAUCGAGAUAAAGGGCGAAGGAGGUUCUGACAGUAAAAUCUCGAUUAACCCACGUGGUGCCAAGAUCGCUGCAAAUACUCAGGGAUUCUUCAUUGCUCAAUCUGCUGACGAAGUAAAGCGGGCGUGGUUCUAUUGCAAAGCAUGCCACGAGGAUAUUAAAGACGAGACUCUGAUCAAGAAGUGCAAAUGCAAAAAUUUGGCCACAUUCCGGAAAGGCGUGCGAGCUGUUCAGAUGGUUGGAAGAGCAAGUGAAGACCUUUCGUACCCAAACGACCACCAUCCUCCCCCCACAUUCACUCCGCCAGAACUGCCCAAGAUGGUUCACGUAAGAGGUGAAAUCAGCCGUGAACGAGACGAUCCGAAUGCCAUGAGAAAUCAUCGGAACUCCAUCGGGAUGACCAUGAUAAAUUCGACAAAGCAAGUCAACAAGGUGAAGCCAAACGUAAAUCGAGCGAUAAACGACAGUCUUUCCAGCCCGAAUCAGCCGUAUAAUCAGAGAUCGCAAGAGGAGUCUGCAUACGCUGGCUACCAUCUCGCCUACGAAGUCAAAAAGCUCAUGCCAACGAGUAGAGCCUCGGGUGGCACAAACGUUAACAACAACGGCGGUCUUCAGGUCGGGAUCGCUGACGAUCAAGCGAAAGAUUUCGAUUUUGAGAAGACCGAGAUGAAGUACGACUCGACGGGAAUGUUCCAUUGGAGUCCCUCCCGUAAUCUCGAAGACUGCAUACUGGAUCGUAAUCAGGCGGCGAUGACAGUUCUUAACGGACAUGUUGUCGUCUGUCUGUUCGCCGAUCCCGACUCGCCUCUCAUUGGACUGAGGAAUCUUGUCAUGCCAUUACGAGCUUCCAAUUUUCAUUACCACGAGCUUAAACACGUAGUGAUAGUUGGAUCGGUGGACUACAUACGCCGCGAAUGGAAAAUGCUGCAAAAUCUACCAAAGAUAUCGGUUCUAAAUGGUUCACCAUUAAGUAGAGCCGAUUUGCGUGCCGUUAACGUGAAUCUAUGCGACAUGUGUUGCAUCCUGUCGGCUAAAGUGCCUAGCAAUGAUGACCCCACCCUCGCCGACAAGGAGGCCAUCCUUGCAUCCCUCAAUAUCAAGGCCAUGACUUUUGACGAUACAAUCGGCGUGCUUAGCCAAGUUGGCAGCCCGAUCGUCUUGCAGCGACGGGGAUCUGUUUAUGGAGCAAAUGUGCCAAUGAUCACAGAGCUUGUAAAUGACAGCAAUGUGCAGUUCCUUGACCAGGACGACGACGAUGACCCGGACACAGAACUCUACCUCACUCAACCGUUCGCCUGUGGUACUGCCUUCGCAGUCAGUGUAUUGGAUUCUCUCAUGUCAACGACAUAUUUCAACCAAAAUGCGCUAACUCUAAUUCGAUCACUGAUCACCGGUGGAGCUACGCCUGAGUUGGAAUUGAUCCUGGCUGAAGGAGCAGGCUUAAGGGGAGGGUACAGUACGGCAGAUAGUCUGGCUAAUCGGGAUCGGUGUCGUGUUGGUCAGAUCGCGUUGUACGACGGGCCAUUGGCUCAAUAUGGCGAGGGAGGCAAGUACGGUGACCUCUUUGUCGCAGCAUUAAAGUCGUACGGAAUGCUGUGCAUUGGUCUGUACAGGUACAGGUUUCGAGAUACUAGCUCGUCGUGCGACGCCUCUUCCAAGCGAUACGUGAUCACAAAUCCACCCGAUGACUUUACAUUAUUACCCACGGAUCAGGUUUUCGUGCUGAUGCAAUUCGACCCGGGUCUUGAAUACAGGCCGAGCAGGGGUGCCCGAGGCAAGGACGACUCCUCCUGAUUGUUGCUGUGUAGCGCCCUCACCGAUGGACCAUAUUCUUACAUCUAAUCAUGCAUUAGAAACCAUCGUGCAGUCCGUCGUCCCUACAACUGUCCUGUCUUCGUCAACGAACGCCACUAUCUCAUGAUAUCGCGCAUUAUCAACAAGUUUAACCGCGAGUUAUUGUUCACAAGGCGGAUUGCAACCAUGUCCAUUUCUUCGAUUGACCGAUACAUACAGCGACAGUGCAUAGCAAACGUAACGCUUAAUCGCCAAUUUAAUCAUCUAAAAACUCUUAUCUCGUUCGCCCCGCAUGGAAAUCGUUUUCAUCGAGUCGUCGAAUAUUUCGAGAGUAUUGCUCGAUCGCCAGAACGAGGACUCGGAAAAAAAGCCUAAUGAACAAGUUAUUAAAGAGAUGUGAGAAAACAAGAUGGAUGAAGAGGAUAUACGAGAAGAGGAGGACAAUGGAAGGGGCAACGGAAAAUAGCAUGAUGCUGUGCGGUCCGAGGGUAGCUACACAUCUCUCUUUCUUUAUUGAAGUAAAUUAUCUUCGCUCGAAGAUGAUAAUAUAACGACUGAAUUGGACAUUUCGCAAAGUGUAACACUGUGUUAUUAAGCCUCCUACCGAUCCUUUGUGGCUGGAAAGGAGGAAAGUGAACGCGGGAAAAAGGACACAUAGCUUAAAGUUCUAGCACGUGGCUUAGCCUCAACGAGCGCUGUGGAAUUGCAGUAUCCUGCGCGGUGGAACGGAAAAACAAUCACCGUCACAGUAAAAUCUCCGGUUUCUUUAUUCUCCGGCACAUGUUAAUGUAUAUAAUACGUAACCCAGAGAACACCGUCGUUCAACGUGCUGUGAGAGGGCGACGAGACGGCGGGAAGAGGCGGAGAAGUGCAGCGAACUGGACACGUUCGUCGAUGUUCCCUCAUCGAGAAACUCCUCUCAUCCCGAUCUCGCGUCGGACUCUCGUGGACGGUGCCGGACUACACGCAAUCCUUACCUCGUGUGUCUUGUUUUACGACUAAUGAAACCGAAAAAAAAAUCUCAAUCAAGCACUUUCUAC